Molecule: messenger RNA, 2430 nt
Organism: Sorex fumeus (smoky shrew)
Lineage: Eukaryota; Metazoa; Chordata; Mammalia; Eulipotyphla; Soricidae
Gene: DEPDC1
Product: DEP domain containing 1
Exons: 12
Coding region: 1-2430 (809 amino acids)
Biological process (GO): intracellular signal transduction
Cellular component (GO): transcription repressor complex; nucleus
Source: RefSeq, a predicted model, not a curated record
AUGGAGACUCGGAACGUGCCUGCCGGGCCCUACCGGGCCACCAAGCUGUGGAAUGAAGUUACCACAUCUUUCCGAGCAGGAAUGCCCCUAAGAAAACACAGGCAACAUUUUAAAAAACACGGCAAUUGCUUUACAGCAGGAGAAGCAGUGGACUGGCUUUAUGACCUGCUAAGAAAUAAUAGCAAUUUUGGUCCGGAGGUUACAAGGCAACAGACUGUUCAAUUAUUGAGAAAAUUUCUGAAGAAUCAUGUAAUUGAAGACAUCAAAGGCAAAUGGGGAACAGAAAAUUUUGAUGACAACAAUCAGCUCUUCAGAUUUCCAGCAAAUUCUCCACUUAAAACUCUUCCACGAAGGCAUCCAGAAUUGAGAAAAAACAGCAUAGAGAACUUGUCCAAGGAUAAAGAAAGUCUUUUUAAAUUACGAAAUUUAUCUCGUAGAACUCCUAAAAAACAUGGAUUACAUUUCUCUCAGGAAAAUAAAAUGAACUGUGAAGCAAUUAAUGAAGAUCAAGAAAAAUCCGUUAAUAACAGAGAAAUAAGCCAGGAAGAUGUUGAAGAAGUUUGGAGAUACAUUAUUUUGAUCUAUCUGCAGACCAUUUUAGGUGUGCCAUCCCUAGAAGAAGUGAUACAUCCAAAACAAGUAAUUCCUCAGUAUGUUAUGUACAACAUGACCAAUACUAGUAAACAUGGAGUAGUUACACUACAAGACAAAUCAGAUGACCUUCCUCACUGGGUAUUAUCUGCCAUGAAGUGCCUAGCAAAUUGGCCAAGAAAUAAUGACUUGAAUAAUCCAACAUAUGCUGGAUUUGAGCGAGAUGUAUUCAGAACAAUUGCAGAUUACUUUUUAGAUCUACCUGAACCUUUGCUUACUUUCGAAUAUUAUGAAUUAUUUGUGAACAUUUUGGUUGUUUGUGGCUACAGCACAGUUUCAGAUAGACCCAGUGGGAUUCCUAAAAUCCGAGAUGAUCCACAGUCUUCAAAAACCAGGCAUUUAAAUGGUUUGAAUUCCUUCAAAUCAACUGAGUGUCUCCUUCUCAGUCUUCUUCAGAAAGAUGCAAACAAAGAAGAAUCAGAUACUUCUGAGCAGCCACAGAUAAGUGAUCGAGGACCUCCAGAAAAAUGUGCUAAGAAAAUGCAGCUAGUUCAUCUAAAAAACAGAAGAGCCAGUGCUAAUGACAUAAUGGGAGGAAGUUGUCGUAAUUUAACAGGUCUAAAUAGUAUGCAUGUUCUGUCCUCUCAAAUCAAGCCAAAGUGCUAUUCUUUAGAAGGAAUUGUAGAUUUACCAGGGAGUUCAAGGAAAGAGGUCGCCAGCAUCUUUCACCAGUCUGUCCUAAAUAUCGGACAAAAUAGCAAACAGUUUAUAGAGUCUCAAGCCACGCAGGAAUCCCUCAUGAAUCUCCAGGCGGAGGAAAGGAUUCAAAAGACAGUUGGUGUCGGCGUUAAGAGAACCUCUGCCCUGAGUAUUCACGAUCCAGAGGAGUUUUGUGAUGGAAAGAGCAAGUCAAAACAGCUUUGCAGAUCUCAGAGUUUACUUUUAAGAAGUAGUACAAGAAGAAAUAGUUCUAUCAAUACGCCAGUGGCUGAAAUUAUCAUGAAACCAAAUCUUGGACACGGCAGGACCCGAGUCAAAACAGCUAUGGAAAGCGAAGGUGCAAAGUCUAGUACCACAGUCAAUAAAAGACUCUGCAAAAGUACCAUAGAACUUUCAGGAAACUCUUUGCCUCCAGCUUCUUCUCUGUUGACUGGCACACAAAGUUUGCUGCAACCUCACUUAGAGAGGGUUGCCAUUGAUGCACUGCAGUUAUGUUGCCUGUUACUCCCCCCACCAAAUCGUAGAAAGCUGCAACUGUUAAUGCGCAUGAUUUCUCGGAUGAGUCAGAAUGUUGACAUGCCCAAACUUCACGACGCCAUGGGUACAAGAUCACUGAUGAUACACACAUUUUCUAGGUGUGUGCUAUGCUGUGCCGAAGAAGUAGAUCUUGAUGAGCUUCUUGCUGCAAGAUUAGUUUCUUUUUUAAUGGAUCAUCAUCAGGAAAUUCUUCAGGUACCUUCUUAUUUACAGACUGCAGUGGAGAGACAUCUUGACUACUUAAAAAGGGGCCAGAUCAGAAACCCUGGAGAUGAACUCAGUCCUCCUUUGCCAACAUAUUCCUAUUGUCAGCAGAUCAGCACACGGGAGUUCGACGAACAGAAAGUUUCUACCUCACAAGCUGCAAUUUCAGAACUUUUGGAAAAUAUUAUCAAAAACAACAGUUUGCCUCCAAAGGAGAAAAGAAAAAAACUAAAACAAUUUCAGAAAGAAUACCCCUUGAUAUAUCAGAAAAGAUUUCCAACCAUGGAGAGUGAAGCAGCAAUUUUUGGUGAUAGACCUACAAUUAAGCAACCAAUGUUAAUUUUAAAAAAGCCAAAGUUUCGUAGUCUGAGAUACUAA